GGCGUACCGAGCGAACGAACGGCGAGUUGGACGUUUCUCAGUGUCGCCGCGGCGUUCGUGCUAGUUGUUUCUCGUCUGAUUUUAUUUUUCGCGCUGCCGGUUAAAAUCCGUUCGUGCAUUCUUCUCAACUUCCGAUUUGUCGUCCGUUCAUUCUAAUCGAUCAUUGAAAACUGAUACACACGUGCUUCUAUAUACAGAUAUAUGUAUAUAUGCGUAUAUGUAUAUACAUUUUUUCGGCGUGUAGUUGCAGUUUGUUCGAGCGUGUCCCACCAUCGAUUUGGGAGUCACGAGAUCGCCUUCUGUUUUUGCGGUUACGUCGAGCGUGUCUCCUCUUCGUGCGGAUUCGUCGGUAAUCGCGACACAAGAUCGAAGGUGUCGUUUGGAAUUCGAAAGGUAUCGGGGGGAAAAAGAAAGUGCGUCGAACUCGAAUGGGACCCGUUUGAAUUUGGCGCCAAAUCGAUCGUCAUCGAGGAACGACCAUUAUAUACGUACAUAUAUACAUAAGUACAUAUAUACCAUAUAAAUCGGACGUAUACCGCGUGUUGUUCUGUUGUUUACAGUGCGAUUUUUAAUGUUAUGUACGUUAGAAAGAAAGUGACAUAGUGUUUUUUUACAAUAUAUUUGUGUGUAUUAGCUUAAAAAAAACAGAAAAAAGGAACAAGACGAGAUUUCUGUCUAUCUGUUUCUAUUUAUUUCUUUCUCUUUCUCUCUCUCUCUCUCUCUCUCUCUCUCUCUCUCUCUCUCUCUCUCUCUCUCUUUCUCUUUCCCUCUCUCAAGCUCGUCAUCUCUCUGAUGCUUCGACAUUCACGCACAUCAUUUCUGCCACUGGAUUAUUCGACGCGUCGUCGUGGGCGAGCACGUGGACGCUCGCCAUCCUCCUCUUCUUCAACAUUGUUUUCAUAUUACGAUCUUCCGCGAGAACUGGCCGAUUCGCCGGAAAAGAAGCUUUCUGCGAUAUUUGGGUGCACGAGAAAAUGCGCGUAAGGUCAAGGUGACGGCGGAGCAUGGAGACCAUGGAAGACAGUGGUGGGCAGCAGGUCGAUGCCUCGAAAGGGAACAUCGCACCUGGCUUACUGGUAGCGAGGAAGAAUUGUUUGAAAAUCGUUGAAGCUGGUAUCGAUGUUGACACGGUUAAGCAGGAUGAGAGGAGAACCACCAUCGAGAUGGAUCCAUACAAGGAACUUGAGCUAUACCUCGCAAAAGUAAAUGAAGAGAUUGGUGAGAUCAUUGAGUCGGCACCAUCUACUCCAUUACGUGUCAUCGAGGAACCAAAAUAUCCGAAGCAACAAGAAAUAACAACAACCAUCAAGGUAGGAACUUCGAGUUCGAAGGAUUCGACGAACGCUUCGAGAUGUUUGCCAGCGAGAAGUACUCGAGUUCCAAAGCAACAGAAUUCUCUGCCACGGGGCAAUAACAAGACAAUUAUCGGGGAUGAUAUUGGCGAGUGGUCGAACAGUAUACUCGCUGAGUUCAAUAGCAUAAUAGCGAAAGAGAUAAACGAAUUAACCAAAGAAAAAUCGAUAAAGUAUUUGGAAAGACGAAAUACGACGAGAAAGGAGAAGGAAGAACCGAAAACGAUCAAGUACAAAGAAUUAUUGAACGAGUUCGGUUUAUCCGAUAGCGAAAAUUCCGAGAAUAGUUAUUGCGAAAUCAACAGGAACAACGUCAAAAAUAAAUAUUGGUGUAACAGAGGGGAGACUUACGUCGACGAAGUCGACGUUCGUUCUCUUUUAAAUCCUGAUUCAGUGCCGAAUGAAAAUGAGAUUUCACGACGUAAAAGCGGCAGUCUACCGGACAAUCUCGGUAUCGUUAUCGAUCAACAUAGAUAUCGAUUGGUCAAUGACGAUCGUCAGAGCAACGAGUUUUUAGCAAGAAACGUAAAAAGUCAUUCUUCAUGGAAUAAUAGAAACGUAUCUAGUCUACCAACGAGAAUAAACCGACCCGGGGAGGACGUUUGUAGUGAGCCAAAGAAAAUUGUAGAGUUAAGAAGCGUGUCCGACGAUGUACCGGUCGUCUUACCUCCGUCCUCCUCUUCCUCAUCUUCUUCAUCAUCUUCCUCUUCCUCUUCCUCUUCUUCUUCUUCCUCAUCUUCUUCAUAUUCGUCUUCGUCUACGUCUUCUUCAAGAAUAAUCACAGUGGAAGAAUCGAAAACCAAACUUCCGCCUCGUCAACGAACGGAUUCCCAGAGGAAACACAGUCUUCCUGUUAUUCCAACGAAUCAGAAACGCCGUAGAGAUUGCCAGCCAAGGUUUCAAAGAUUUAAAGGUACUAAGGACGAUCAAGACAUCGGUAUGGAUCCAGAUUACGACGACGUAUUCAACAAAAACGACAGUCAUAUUAUAGCUGGUAGAUCAAAAUCUUUGGACAAUAAUGUACCGAAAUCGGCACCAGUGACGCCGACCGAAGAAAAGAAACCACCAUUUGGGAAAUUUCUUAAAAGAAGACAAACACCUGUUUUUCAUGAAAACUCGAACGACAUUGUACUCGUUAGAGUAUCCUCGUUACCCGAUCAGGAUCUUUUACAUUUGGAAAAUCGAACGAAGGAUGGUAUGACCUCGAAAAAACGUGCUGUUUCCCCUUUUACGUUACGUUGUGACAUAUCGGCAAAGAGACUAUCUGAAUCCGAUAGAGACGUAAGAGAGACCAGUCCGGUAGACCUAAAGAAAUUUUCAAUAUCGAGAUCGAGGGGUAACGACGUGGCAGUCGAAUGUGAUUUGCCUGAAGAUAGAAACGAUUCGGUUUGUGAAAAUGUUAGGAUAGAAAAUAGUGAGGUGAAGAGGAUCGUUGAGGAACAGAAUGCCAGAUCAGGAUCGGUAAGAACAUUGCCAAUCUCUCUACACUCUCUUUUAUUGAGAAUCAGAAGUGGUUCAGGCUCCUGUUGUCCCAACAGUCCUCCAAUGGAGUCCUUUACUUGUUCGGAUAUAGCCACGCAAACUUCACCUCCCAUUUCAAGAAGUUCUAGCUUUACUUGGGUCAGCGAAUGCGAGUCUCCACGAGCGGAAUCGCAAUUGGAUUCGCAGUCGCUGCAAGACGAGAGCACUCUAGACCCACCAUCGCCUCAAGACACUGUAGAUGACGACAACAGAUCUUCCUCUUCCUCCCAAGAUCUUUUGCAAAGCAUGGAUGAGAUCUCAUCAGGGAGUUUGUCACCGGAUGCUACGGAUAGAGCUUCUCCUCUCGAGAGUGGAAUCGGUACGGCGAGCCCACCUAGAAGCACGGAUCGACGAUUAACCAAACCGCCGACCUCGAACAAGUGUCACAGAAAGGAGACCUGGGAAAGGAUUCGCCGGAGACCAUCCAAAUUGAGCUCGCGUAAUGACAAAAAUAAUCAAGACGUUUGGAUCAAACGGGAGAGUGUUCACACGCAAACAAAAGAUCACGAGAAUCGAUAUCUACAAGAAGGGAUUGACAGUAGCAGCGGAUUGGAUGAUUCCUUGCCGCGUGUUAAACCGCCAAGACCUACGAAUCUACCGCUAUGUCUGUCGACGACAGUCAGUUCGCUGAGCUCCGGAGAAUUAUUGGAGACUCCACCUCGAGCACCCUCCUCACCAUCGGCAGCAAGUCUGCAAUUGAAGCCGGAACCAUUGACAAUAGAAAUGGGCGGAAAGAGCAGUAGUGCGCCGUUGUUGGAGAACAACGAGGUUGAAAAGAACGGAAGGAAGGUUUCGUCAUUGCAGCAGCCACGUUCGCAAUCGGAACGACAAUUAUCAGAAAUCGAAGCACAAGAGGCUUGCAAAUGGUUACGGGCUGCAGGUUUUCCUCAGUACGCACAGAUGUACGAGGACUAUCAAUUCCCGAUCGAUGUGACGGGAGUGGCGAAGGAUCAUCCCUUUCUUGAGGCGGACUCAUUACAAAGUCUCUUUCGGCGUUUACAUGCGCUCAAUCGCUGCGCUAAUAUGAAAUUGGACACGCAUCACUCACAUCAUAGUACAAGCCACAGCAAAAGCGGUGGUGGCGACGAUUCCGACGAGGAUACGCAAUGCGCCUUGAGCGAGAAUUGGACUUUCGAGAAAAAGACGAGACGGUGGUCUCGUGUGGGUGACAUAACACAAGCAAACGUUGAGAGGUUGCAGACGAUAGCUGGACAGACGGUACAAUCGGAGGAGGAAUCCCUACAGGAUCGGUUAGAGGCUGAGGAAGCUGAAGAUACAAUGUUAGAGAACUUGAAAUACAGUAGCCUGCCACCAGGUACGAUGCCGGAGGAGAUCAGUCCGAGAUUUCGCAGGACCGGCUCGGAGAGGCUACGAGAUGGAGCGAAGGCCAUACUAAGGAGGGUCGAGUCGCUCAAGUCGCGUCGACGCAAACGUCAGAAUCGUGACGGUGUCGUGAUAAGCGGGCCGCAAGUACUCGACGUGAUGUCGAUGCAGCAGAAAAUGAAAGAGUUGAAUUGCGUUGACGUUUCACCAACUGGACCGGCACCGAUCACUUUUAACGAUCAUAACAUAUCGAGUUCGCCUCUUCACGUUCCUGGCUCGCCGGUGACCUUGCCACCUUCACCUUAUCAUUUACCACCUUCCCUUCUGGCAAAUGCACCGAGCAGCCCGUUUGGUGAUGAUUCCUCGAGUUAUUGCUCGGAUGGUUCGCAAGGAGGUGGUCCGACGCCUACGCCAACGCGUACAAAGAUGAAUCGAGCACGUAGAUUGCUCCAUCGUGGUAGAGACGAUCAAGGAGCAUUGAGUGACUCCGAGUGUCAGCCAACCAGUUGGAGGCAGAGAUAUUUUCGUGAUGCCAAUAGCAAUCACGCAAAAGUAUUGGAAUAUGUCUCUGCUCAUCCUCAGAGUCCAAAGGAAUGUUCGCCAAAGGGUACGCCUAUCAACACACGUGGUGGAAGCCUCAAUCUUGGGAAGGAGUCACAAAGGUUCCGUGAUAAGUUGAGUCAGGGUCAGGAAAGGUUCAAGGAAGACAAGGUCUCGGUUUUGAAGCGAGAGGAUAAGAUGCACAAGAGUUUCAGACGUCGUGACGAUUCCAACAGGGAUGAAAAACCUUUGUCGAAGGACGUCACCGUUUACAGGGACAAAUCACACUCAAGGAGCUCAGAGUUGGGCGCUAGUCAGGAGAGCAGCUCCACCGUAGCGAGCAGAGAUUCUGAUCAAGAGGAAGAUUCUCCGAGGCACAAGGUCACGGUCGUCAGGUGGCAUAGCUUUCAAAGAGGGUCUCUAUAUCCGGAACCACUCGAUCCUCUUUGUCCUCGAGCUAUGGCUUCUAUGUCCUGCGGACAGUUAUUGGUCCUUCGAAAAUUAGCAUUACUCAAACUAACGGCAUGCAUGGAACGUUAUUGUCCUACUCAUCGUACCGGAUGGAAUUGGGAAUUACCAAAGUUUAUCAGAAAGAUUAAGACCCCAGAUUACAAGGAUAAGACUGUAUUUGGUGUACCUCUGCUCCUAUCUCUUCAAAGAACUGGUCAGGCUCUACCGAAAUGCAUACAGAUUGCUUUAAGAUGGCUCAGGGCUAAUGCUCUCGAUCAGGUUGGGAUUUUCAGAAAGAGCGGCGUCAGGUCGAGAAUACAAAAAUUGAAGGUAAUGACCGAAACCCAAGGCGAUAAUAUCAACUUUGACGGUCAACAGGCCUUCGAUGUAGCAGAUCUGGUGAAGCAAUACUUUAGGGAAUUACCUGAGGCCUUGCUGACGAACAAGCUUUCCGAAACUUUCAUCGCUAUCUUUCAACAUGUACCUUUGGAACUUCGACCGGACGCCGUUCAAUGUGUCCUCCUCCUUUUACCAGAUGAACAUCGAGAAGCGUUGGAAACCUUGCUCGACUUCUUGAACCAUGUCGCCAACAACUCGCUCUACAACCAAAUGACAGCCUCGAACCUGGCCGUAUGCCUGGCACCGAGCCUGUUCCACUUCAACCACAGCAACACGAACGUGACCAACAGGCCGAGCAGCGUAUCCCCUCGUAGGAGAAAGACCGUGGGUAGUCCCGAUCCGCGGGAAUUGUCGGAAAACAAAGCAGCGCACGACUGUCUUCUGUAUCUGGUCAACAUGCAUCGUGAAUUAUUCAUGGUCUCAUCGGAUAUGCUGACACAGUGUCACUUCAAUUACAUGGAAGAGAGCGUUCCGGUCGCCCUCGAAGAACUCGGUUCUGAGCUCAAUCAAGAUUGGAGGGGAUAUUUGAAAGCCUGCACGACUGCGUUGUUGAAGGAAGCAUGCGAGAAAAGUCGCGGAUGGGUCAGCGUUAAUAAUCCUGCCGAUAGCAGCGUCGACAUGGCUUACAAGAAAGUCGGUGAUGGACAUCCAUUGCGACUUUGGCGAGUGUCGACCGAGGUUGAGGCACCACCUAAUGAACUUUUACAUCGUGUCCUGAGAGAGAGACACAUUUGGGAUCCGCAGCUUCUCAAAUAUAGAUUGGUCACCGAGUUAGACAAGAACGUGGAAGUUUUUCAAUAUGCAACUGGGAAUAUGAGUCCUCUUCCUGCACGGGAUUACUGCGUGUUAAGAUCCUGGCGGUAUGAUCUUCCGAAAGGUGCAUGUGUUAUCGUUGAAACGUCGGUGGAACAUCCAGAUGCACCAGUUAUGCUUGGUGGAACUCGCGGAAUUGUUUUAGCUUCGCGUUAUCUUAUUGAACCAUGCGGUAGUGGAAAAUCACGUAUCAUGCAUUUGUCUAGAGUCGAUACAAAAGGACGCACACCCGAGUGGUACAAUAAAAGUUACGGACAUAUCGCCGCGCUUCAUCUCAGCAAGAUUCGCAACAGUUUCAAGCAUACCACCGAUGGACCGGAGACCAAAGUUUGAGACGAGUAUACCGUGCAGUGUGCGACGCUGCACGGUGCUUAUCCAUUUUAUCAAGAGACCGGGAAGACCAUGAAGGAAUCAUGACGAUCCAAUUUUAAGGUUACGAUCAACGAGGACUGAUGAUAAUUUUAUUAUAUUAAUAGAUUAAUCCCAAAAGAAUAAUAAUAAUCGUCAUCGAUCGCGAAUUUCAUUGUUUUAUUACGUCCUCGUUGUUGAUACGUCAGAAUUUAUUUUUUAUCGAAGAAUACGAUAUAUUGAAAUUAGAAUGAACAUCGACGUUGCCAAUUAUUUAAACGAUAAAGAACAUUUUACGAGCGUAGAUAUAUUUAGACUUUCAGAUGGAUGUUUAACCUUGUUCGAGAUCUUACAAAUUCUAUGUGUCAUCGAUCGAUAUGGAAAAAGGAGGAGCGAUCAAUGGCUAUAGUCUAUUUUCAGACGAAAGUUGUUGCCUAUAAUGGCGACUAGACCAAUAUAACGAUUCGAAUUUGUUUGUUGAUGUUUGAUCGUCUAAAGAAAAAAAUAAAAAAAAAAGAAAAUGGAAAAAAAAGAUGAAUAUUUUUGAGUACACCGUCUCGUAUGAAGAACGUAUGUAUAUGUGUAUAUAUAUACACAUACACACACAUACAUACACACAUACACAUACAUGUACGUAUCUUCCAUUUGAUGAAAUAUUAAAAAAGUUUAAUCGAAGACCAUUUUGGAUUUAUCGAAAUGGGCCUUCGUCAAUGUGUAUUCAUUGUAUAGUUUGUAAGUAAUUCGAGAACUCACGAAAUAUUUCGAUAUAUUUUUUAUUCAUUUUCCGGACCAAAUGCUAAUUUUUGUAUUGUAUCAUAUCGCCUCAUAUCGCGUUUAAAUAUAGAUAUAUCACGUCGAAAGAAAUUAUAUUCUUAUGUAAGUAUUACACAGAUACAUAAUACGCGUAAAGAAAAUGGAUGUAUAAAUAUCGUGUAUGUACGUAUAUAUGUAUGUAUUUAUAGGUGUAAGUUUUGUUGAUUUAGGACAUUCUGAUCAAAGUGCAUUCUCGCGUACUUCGUUACAUGUUCGCUAAUUAUAAUUAUGUUAUUGUCAUUUCGCGACGAGCGUUAACCAAAAGUGAAUUAAAUCGAUGAUAUGUAUUUCGGAACUCGAUGUUUUAUUAUCGAUAUAUAAACGUACAUUCGCACAAUGCAUGACGCUUAUUCGAAUUUCGUCUGGAAUACGAUAACGAAGAGGAGCCGUUUUUAAACUCGCAUGUCAAUCUGAUACUUAAUGUUUACAAAAAAUCGUCGUUUUAUGACAUUUAAAGGCACUAUUCGCUUGAAUAUGUCCAUUAAUCGUAAUAUACGUUAUCGAUAGAACGGAGCCAGAAAAAAAGAAAAAAAGAAAAGAGAAAAGAAAAAAGAAAAUCGUUAUUGAAGCUUUUAUUUACAUUUGAUAAUGGUGUAAUGAGAAUUUUUAAAAUGUAUGCGUGUAAUGAUGGCAUAGUAGGUAAAUUUAGGGACCAUCUUCGUUUCGAGCCUAUUAUCAAAUGAUCUGUGCGUAAGAGAUACUUCCCAGGAAUAAUAAAGAAAAGAAAAAGAAAACAAAUCCAUAUUUUAACAUAAUAUACUAGUCACUUACAUUAGUUUAAAUUGUACGUUCGAUAAAUGUAUAGAUUUCUCUUUCGUCUUUUUUUUUUUUUUUUUUUUAACAUCAUCUCGUCAAAGAUAUUUAAAAGAAUAUUAUAAUUAUUAUUAAGUUUAUUGUUGCAAUUGAAAAAAGAUUGUAGAAAACUUUUUUCGACAAUGAUUUCGAUCAUCUCGCGAACGUCGAUACUGUUUUUAAAUAAAGUGAAAAAUCAAGGUGCAAAGGUAGUAAAAAUGAGCAUUACAUUUUCCAAAAAUAUGAUAUUAUAGAAAUUCUAUGAUACGAACUGUAUGUAUGUAUAUGUAAUAAAAUUAUUGCGUCUAAAAAUAAAGAAAAAAACAAAAAAAAA
Vespa mandarinia (Asian giant hornet) is the source of this 8685-nucleotide messenger RNA. It is a transcript of the gene cv-c, whose product is annotated as RhoGTPase activating protein. Gene Ontology annotation, biological process: signal transduction; actin cytoskeleton organization; regulation of Rho protein signal transduction. The record is from RefSeq and is a predicted model, not a curated record. Gene Ontology annotation, molecular function: GTPase activator activity; lipid binding. Lineage: Eukaryota; Metazoa; Arthropoda; Insecta; Hymenoptera; Vespidae.